CUCUAAGAGUUCUGUUAGAAACAGUAAACAGCGUAGAACAAUCUGUCAAAUUUUCAUAUAAACAUUAAUAUCAGAUAUUUUUUGGACUUAUUUAUUUUUAGUAAAAAAAUAUACAAAGUUACGUAUAUGUAAUUAACGUAAAAUAAUGGUACAUAAAUGACAAAGGAUCGUUACGUGAACGAAGAACAAAUUUAAAGUGUCAAAGACACGUGAGAUUUGAAAAAUGUUUGGUUUCAAAAAAGCUCGUGGAAACUUUGCUCUCAUCCUUUUUUGUGGUUAUUUUAAUUUGCUGGUGGCAAACAAUCAUGUCAAAUUAUUUCCAAAUGAAAUACGAAGCCUGAGUGAACUUCCAUUGGAUAAACUACUUCAAAUAAAAUCAUCGUUCAUCGACACUGAUGUACCAAUCAAAGUGGAGAGAAAAAAGGAUCGCAAAUCGGUAUCCACAUUGCCUGCAGCGCUUCCGUUGAAAAGGAGUGAGAAAAAACCCAACAGAAGAUACGAAGACCAUUAUUACGAAGAAAAGGGGAAAGAUUCGAAAAUUUCGAAAAUUUUUCAACUCGCUAUUACGACGCUUUCUUUUUUAGCUUUCGGUGGAUAUUUACUUGCUUUGAUAAUAGCGGGCAUUAGACGCAAUGCAGUAGCUGCCCCCAACUCGAAUGUUAUAUUUUUGUCGAAUCUUCAAAAUUUGCAAAAAUAUAAGCGACCCAAAAGAAAUUAUAUCUUUCUGGAUCCAAUGGCGAAUGAUUUCGACACGGAGAGAUUAUACAAAGGGAUGAUAAUGCUUUCUCGUGGUUAUGCCCUAUACAAUUAGUAUGUAAAUUUCGGUAUAAUUUUUUGAAUGUCAUUUAGUAUGUUACCGAGAAUAAAGAUAUGAAAUAAAGUUCUAAACCCGUGCAAUAAUGUACGUAAACGCAGUUUCUUAAAUUCAUUGCUCAUGUUAAUGCAUGAGAUUAUAUAUCUAUAGGUACCUAUGCAUGCAAUAUAUGUAUAUGUGCACAUAGGCAUAUGCAUAGAUAUAUAUAACACGAUAACUUUUUCUUAAUGCAUCCGUUCAAAGUAGCAGUGUUUUUUAUCACCAGAAUUUUCGAUAUGCACCUGGUUAAGAGUGGGGACUACCUGCUGCGCAUAGCAGGUGGUCUAACGCGUUUA
This is a messenger RNA of Cephus cinctus (wheat stem sawfly), 1149 nucleotides long. RefSeq lists its product as uncharacterized. Bases 224 to 811 code for a protein of 195 amino acids. NCBI's taxonomy places the organism in Eukaryota, Metazoa, Arthropoda, Insecta, Hymenoptera, Cephidae. The record is from RefSeq and is a predicted model, not a curated record. The transcript is spliced from 3 exons.